This is a messenger RNA of Acaulospora colombiana, 681 nucleotides long. The record is from the annotation of a GenBank genome assembly. NCBI's taxonomy places the organism in Eukaryota, Fungi, Glomeromycota, Glomeromycetes, Diversisporales, Acaulosporaceae.
AUGACGGAAGUUUCUAAACUAGUUAGUUACAACUGGAAGAAUGAACCCAAGGAGGUUAAAGCUGCAUACACCAAGAUUGCACAGGAAAUAGACAAAGAAUUUCAGGAAAGGAAGAGGAUAAUUAGAGGCUACAAAAUUGUUUGCGAUCCAAUUAUGACACUCGAUCCUGAUUUCCUGGAACCCAAGGAAGAUGAGAAACUUAUGGUGUCGAAUGAAUCAUCGGAAAUCACGACAAUUAGUAAUCCAAUGACUUCGCCAAUCGUCAAAAGGGAAAAGUUCGUCAACUGUCAUUCGCCGCAAUCUGUCUCCACCCCUGAAUCAUCAACGACAGAAUCUACUACUUUGGAUUCGGAUUCAGGUUCCGAACACGCCGAGCAGGAUUUCCCCCUCUUUGAAGAUAUGCACAAUGAAGUCCUUUAUAAUACCGAGCCGUGUUUGGAACAAUACGGAUAUCAACCUAAUUUGGAGCAAUUCGUUCAAUCCAACAUGAAUGUGUGUUACGUACCAGCUGAGGAACAGAUGGACCAGAUUUUGAUCGACGAAAAUUCUCACUGCACCUACACAACUUGCCUCAAUAACUUUGGCUUUCUCAGCACCUUUAGCAUCGAACAAGAUCCUUCAAUCUGCCAGGUUGAAAAUUAUGGGCAAUACCAGAAUUGGAAUCACGAAUUAUUUUAUUAA